This is a messenger RNA of Leptomonas pyrrhocoris, 1210 nucleotides long. RefSeq lists its product as hypothetical. Lineage: Eukaryota; Euglenozoa; Kinetoplastea; Trypanosomatida; Trypanosomatidae. The coding region runs from base 389 to 1210 and encodes 273 amino acids. The transcript has a single exon. The record is from RefSeq and is a predicted model, not a curated record.
AGCACGACACUCUCGCCCUUCACAAGUCACAGGUUCUACCAACGAGUGAAUAAUAUUUCUUUUUCCUUUUUGUUUAUGUGAAAAACUCUCGUAGAGCUUCUUCUUUCUUCUCGUUUUCAUCGAUUGGCUUUGUUGUUGUUGUUGUUGUUGUUUGUGACAACGUCCCUUCAUCAAGAACACUGAUAGCAAUCGACAACGCCAAGGCUUGAAAAGCUCCGCCGUAGAUUAGUUUUCUCCAUUUCUUCGCCCCCACUCACUUCGCGAAGAGGUUUACCUGCCGGCAUUCUUUUUGUUUCAAAGCACACACAGGAACGGUUAUCCCUUUACUCUCCUUCCUCUCCACUUUCCCUUCACCGUCAGCGCUGACACAACUAGGAAGGAGUCCAACAUGAUUGUUGGAGCCCACCUUCCGGAGUCGCACAGCCGGCGGGCGGUGCUGCGGCGGUGCUCGUGCGCGUCCCUGAUGCAUCUGGUGCUUCUGCUCGUCUGCUGCGUACUUCUGCUGCAGCUGCACACAACGGUGGUGGCCGCUCCCGUCUGCACGAAGUGGUGCCUCGACUGCCGCGAAUAUAAGAGGUCGUCCUACUGCAUUCAGUGCAUCAACUCCAGCUACGUGACGGACUACAACACGCAUCAGUGCAACGUACGGCCGGCAGUCGUGCCAUGUACGGUGCCGCAUUGCGAAGUAUGCGUGUUGAACGGACCGAACUAUUGCUACAUGUGCGAGAACGGAUAUCAGCAGAAAGAUAAGGACUUGCAGUGCUACCUUCUUCCCACCACAACGCCGGAGCCGACCCCGCCACCCAAAACGACCACUACAACGACGAGCACCACGACACGGAAGCCGACCACGACCACUACAACGACCACCACCACAACCACCACCACGGCGCUGUGCAAGGUGCUGUGGUGCUCGCGGUGCGACCCCAACGACGGCACCGUGUGUGCGCAGUGCUACGACGGCUUCACGUGGAAGACGUCGCACAAGUGCGAGCCCACGGCGUCCUGCUACGUGGAGGGCUGCCUCGAGUGCGACCCCAUGGACAGCAGCGUAUGUCUGUCGUGUCGCGUCGGGUACACCUUCGAGUCCUCGAGUUUCUGUCGCAAUAACGCCUUGACGAAUGCUGUGUCGGCGCCGCGCCGGUCGUGUGCCAGCGCCGCCGCGCUCCUGGUUCUUGCAGUGGCCUCCCUUCUCGUCUCUCUCUCGUAA